Capsicum annuum is the source of this 352-nucleotide messenger RNA. RefSeq names its product toMV resistant protein Tm-2 netted virescent-like. Lineage: Eukaryota; Viridiplantae; Streptophyta; Magnoliopsida; Solanales; Solanaceae. The record is from RefSeq and is a predicted model, not a curated record.
AAUUAGAUGACUAACAUUAAAAACAAAUUAAGGAAAAUAGUUAAUGGAAUGAGUCUAAGAUGAUCUUUCAUUUCCUUUAUAAUUGAUCAUCUUUUUCUUUCAUUAGAUUUCAAAAUCUUCCUACCUACUGAAAAACAAAUUUUGGAAAAUAGAGAUGGCUGAUAUUCUUCUUACAGCAGUCAUCAAUAAAUUUGUAGAAAUAGGUGGGAAUCUACUCUUUCAAGGAGGAGGGGAUUUAUAUUGGUUUAAAGAUGACAUUGAUUGGCUCCAGAGAGAAAUGAGACAUAUUCGAGCAUACAUAGACGAUGCAAAGGACAAGGCAACUGGAGGUGAUUUAAGGGUGAAAAACUUG